UCAGCGGCUGGUCUUCGCCUCCGCUUCCGUACACUUGAUGAAGGCCGCCUUCACCUUCCGCCAUGAGAAGCCGCGUCCCCCUCGCAACGCCACCGCUCUCCUCCUCCUCCUCGUUUCUCUCGUUGAUCCACCGCUGCUCCACCCUCAAGCACGCUCAGGCGUUCCACGCCCGCUUCAUCUCCCUCGGCCUCGUCCGCUUCGCCUACGUCACCAGCCGCCUCCUCGCCCUCUACGCUCUCCACGACGCCGACUGCGCCCAUCAACUCUUCCAGCGCAUCCGCCAUCCAACCGUCUUCGACUGGAACGCCGUCAUCCGCUCCUACUCCACCAGCCCCUACCCCCACCGCGCCCUCGCCUCCUACGUCCGCAUGCGCCGCCGCGACGUCGGCCCCAACGCCCGUACCUUCCCCUUCGUCGUCAAGUCCUGCGCGGCCCUCUCCGUCCUCUCCCAACUCCACGGCCAGCUCUUCCGAUUCGGCUUCCACCUCGACGUCUUCGUCACCAGCUCGCUUGUGAGCACCUACUCCAGUUUAGGCUCCGUCGAUAUCGCCGCCAAGGUGUUCGACGAAAGUCCUAACCCAAAUGUGGUCUCCUGGACCAGCCUCGUGAGCGGCUACUCCACCCACGGAAUGGUGGACAAGGCACGCAGCGUGUUCGAUCAAAUGCCGGAGAGGAACCCCGUCUCAUGGAGCGCCAUGAUUGCGGGCUACGUCCGCAACGAACGCCACCGAGAGGCGAUCCAAUUGUUCCGCGAGCUGAAGCGGCGUGCGAUCGCAGAGAUAAGCGACGCUGUUCUCGUGAGCACUCUGAACGCUUGUGCGAGCCUCGGGGAGUACGAGGAGGGCAGAUGGAUCCAUUCCUUCAUCGAAAUGAACGGGACGAAGCACCAGUACGAGCUUGAGCUGGGGACUGCUCUGGUGGGCUUCUACUCCAAAUGUGGCUUCGUGGACAGCGCGCGAGAGGUGUUCGACAGAAUUCCUCACAGGGAUGUGGCCGCCUGGAGCGCUAUGAUCAUGGGCCUGGCGCUAAACGGAGACUGCCUCUCGGCGAUCGCUGCAUUUUCAGAUAUGAUAUCGCGAGGAGUGAAGCCGAACGCGAUCACCUUCGUCGGCGUCCUGACGGCCUGCGGCCACGGCGGGCUGGUCGACGAAGGGCGGAAGCUUUUCAGGGACAUGGUGGCGGUGUACGGCGUGCGGCCAACGGUCGCGCACCUUGGGUGCAUGGUGGACUUGCUGAGCCGAGCGGGGCACACGGCGGAGGCGGAGAGGCUGGUCGAGGCCGUGCCGGCGGAGGCGGAUGGGGCGGUUUGGGGGGCGCUUCUCAGCGGGUGCUUGAUGCACGGGGACUACGAGCGCGGGGAGCGAGCCGGGAGGCGGGUGGUGGAGUUGGAGCCUAUGAAGAGCGGAAGGCGCGUCGGGCUGGCGAAUGUGUACGCUUCGAUGAGGAGGUGGGACGGAGUCGAACAGGUGAGGAGGGAGAUGAGGGCGCGACGAGUGAGCGCCGCCAUCGCUCGGAGCUCCGUCGAGGUCGGUGGAGUUGGCCAAAGGUUCGUGGCUGAUGUGUUUACGCGAGUAAAAAAGGAAAAAGACAAAAAAGAAGGGUUCCAGCGCCUCGUUCUCCACCAGUCUACGCGGCACCUUCCAUCCUCCGACGCCGCGAGCGGCGGCCCGGCGAGGUAGAAACUCUUUGCCCGCCUAGGGCUUCGAGGGUUCCGGCGAUGGCUCCGCUACACGAAUGGGAGGCCACGGCUCGAGAAGCGAGCGAGAUGAAGAGAGAGGCCAACGUUUACGAAAGUUUUGACGACCGCCGUACGAGUGGUCCUGAGGCGGCGCGGGGAUCCGACGGCAGAAAUGCGGGCGUGAGCGUAGUUGGCGGAGGAAUGAGGAAGUUGCAGGUGAUUAUCCGUGCGAAAAAUUGUAGGGAAUCCAGCAAAGGGGGAAAAGGUAGGUAAGUUGCCGCACGGCGUGUUGAGAUUGUUCGGCAGCAAAGAUGCGGCACUCGGAUCUGCUCCAAUGGAUGGGAAAAAUAAUAUCUUCUUUCUCCACUAAUAAAUAAAGAGCAAAGGAUCCGCUUUGGUUCCUCCCUCUGCAAGGCUUCUUCCUCCGCUCGCAUCUCGGGCGCCUCUCUGCUAGCUUCCAUGGCGUCCCUGAGUGGAUCUGGCGGGAAGAUCGUCCGCGACCGGCAAAGAGACCAGCCGCCGCGGCCUUCCCCCUACGCGCGCUCUCCUCCGCUCGCUCUCCCGCCCCCUCCGCCUCCCGCUGGGAGCCCUAGGUGGCUCAUCGGCCUUGUAUCCGGCGCCGGGAAGCUAAUCUCCUCCGUGUUCCGCGCCGAUAGCAGCGUCCCCGACUCUGCAGAUUAUUCCUCGGACCAAGACCGCAGCAGCUCUCGCUCCGAUGAACAGAAUAUUGAUGCACCUAAACAGCUUCAUGGAUCUAGUCGAGAACUGAAGAAAUCAGAGGAGAUUGCUGACUGCAUGGAGUUAUCACAUGCAAUUGUUCCAGGAAGUGAAACCAAACUUGCUAUUGAGAAGUUGCUCCAACAGGAGAUUUUCUCAAGGGAUGAAUAUGAAAGACUGACUAAGUUAUUACAAUCCCGAGUGGUGGAUUCACCAUCAGUAUUUGUUCAGGAUAAAGUGGGAGAGGCAAUUUCGAAUGGGCUUCCUGGCAACACUGUUGAUUUUUCUGGAGAGUCAUUGCAGCAGUGCAAUGUCUUACCUGGAUCAGAUGUUCAUGAUGAUGCCUCGCCAGUGGAUUUGGCUGAAUCAUAUAUGCAAUCUCUUCCUCCUCAGCAGUCUCCAAGCGCUGGCAGUAUUACUCUACCAUCUAUGAUUGCUAGCAAGGAGGAUCUCCAGACUGAUAGUAGCAACCAUGCAAGAACUAGCAAUUCUUUGUCCUCGAUUAAGGAUGUCAGCAAGCCUUCAUCGACUGUGCUAGAAGACAUUAUCAACAAUGAUGCUCCUCAUGAAUCUUUUAUUUCAGCUUCAGCAUCAAAGGUGCCUGAUGAUGCAAAGCCGCAGAAUCAAAAUCUUUGUUCACUGCACGCAACAGAUGGAUCACGACACGACUUCUCAAAAAAAGGUGGAUCGACAGAAUCAAAUGUCGCACCGCAACUUGUUUCCCAGGAAAAGAAAAGUUUCAAUCAAUUCAGCAAUGGUGGUGAGCAAACUACUGAUGUAGCUAAAGUGAUCAAGGAGCAUCCAAGCAUGGAUACCACGCCGGUUCGCGCGGAGAACCAUAUCACAACUAAAUCACGGAAGGUCAGGAAAAGGGAAUCAAUUGAGCACGUUUCAGUUUCACCUCGGCCUCACACUAGACAGCAAGCGAAAAGAGAGGGACAAGUGGGAGGAGAAAAGGAGCAAAGACACCGUCCCCGACGAGCAUCAAAGCGACAGUAACCCCAACCAUGCACUGACCAAGUGAAAGCAAGUCGUGUUCCAGCUAGUUUAGCUCUUUCGGCCAUCAGUGCUCGUUGUCCACUGUAUAAUAAUUUAUCUAGUUUCGAUAGUGUUGCAUCCAUUUCAUGAGUUAGUGCCUAACUUUUAACCUGUGUGUUUGUUGUACCAUCCUUAAAUAGCACGUCUAACUUGUACGCCCAGUCUCUUGGCCAUCCAUAGAACACAAACUCCAUGAAACUAAAUUGUGGUGAUAAGAAAGGUAGUCAGUCCAUUGAGUUGUAUUUUCUUUCCAUUGUUGUCUAUGCAUAUGUAGAUUGAUCGACAA
This is a messenger RNA of Zingiber officinale, 3719 nucleotides long. RefSeq lists its product as uncharacterized. The transcript has 8 exons. The coding region runs from base 2138 to 3394 and encodes 418 amino acids. Gene Ontology annotation, cellular component: nuclear envelope. Lineage: Eukaryota; Viridiplantae; Streptophyta; Magnoliopsida; Zingiberales; Zingiberaceae. Gene Ontology annotation, biological process: nuclear membrane organization. The record is from RefSeq and is a predicted model, not a curated record.